Helobdella robusta is the source of this 699-nucleotide messenger RNA. RefSeq lists its product as hypothetical. Gene Ontology annotation, biological process: import into nucleus. The transcript has 5 exons. Lineage: Eukaryota; Metazoa; Annelida; Clitellata; Rhynchobdellida; Glossiphoniidae. The record is from RefSeq and is a predicted model, not a curated record. Bases 1 to 699 code for a protein of 232 amino acids. Gene Ontology annotation, cellular component: cytoplasm.
AUGUCUGGCAAGAAAGCUUUCAUCCUUGGGUACACCGGUGAGGUCGGCAAGGAAUUAGUAAAAGCUGUUUUUCAAGACAAGAAUUUCCAACAAAUUACACUCAUUGGACGAAGAAUGAUCAAUUAUGAAAAUGACUUGAAAUCACUUGAACAAAAAGCAAUUGAUUUUGAUCAAAUUGAAAACUAUUCAGAUGUUUUCAGAGGUUUUGAUGUUGGGUUCUGCUGUUUAGGAACAACAAGAGCACAAGCAGGCGCUGAAGGUUUCUACAAAGUUGAUCAUGAUUAUGUUGUUAAAUCAGCUAAGUUAGCAAAAGACGGCGGUUGUGAGGAGUUCCAUCUUGUAUCAUCAGGAGGGGCAAAUAAGGACAGUUUUUUCUUGUACCCUAAGACUAAGGGCCAGACUGAGGACGAUGUUACAAAAAUUGGAUUCAAGUACCUCUACAUUUACAGACCUUCAGUUUUGUUGUGUGAUAGAGAAGAAAGUCGUUUAGCUGAAAAAACAUUCAAGACAUUGAUCAAACCAGUAACAUGGGCCUUUCCAACAUUCAUCAGCAUACCCACCAGCACGGUUGCAUUGGGCAUUGUGAUCAAAGCAACACAACCAAAACCAAAUGCACUAGAUAUCAGUGGAGAGAAGAAUCACGUUGAAAUCAUUGACAAUAAAGAAUUGCACAUCCUGGGCUCAAAGCAAAUGAAUUAA